AUGUCAGAGAAAUACGCCCCGGCGAAGCGCGUCGCGGGCCAGAAACAGGAUGUAUGGAGUAUUGUCAACGAAGCGGCGGCCGCGAGUCCGGUACAGCCCAUUGUCAACAUGGGACAGGGAUUUUUUGGAUACAACCCUCCGCAGUUCAUCAUUGACGCUGCAAAAGGUGCGCUCGACAGGGUCGAAUGUAACCAGUACUCUCCCACAAAGGGGCGGCCGAGGCUGAAAAAGGCACUUGCAAAGGCGUAUUCACCAUUCUUUGGACGCGAGUUGGACGCCGAGACAGAAGUCACCAUUACGACUGGUGCUAAUGAGGGCAUGCUAAGCGCAUUCAUGGGCUUCAUUGAACCAGGGGACGAGGUCAUUAUUUUUGAACCAUUCUUCGACCAGUACCUAAGCAACAUUGAAAUGCCGGGCGGGACGAUCCGCUACGUGCCCCUACACCCUCCAGCGGACGGAGCUGAGAAGACCAGCUCCGCGGCGAACUGGCGCAUCGACUUUGACGAGCUCGAACGGGCGUUUAAUUCCAAAACGAAAAUGAUUGUACUCAACUCUCCUCACAACCCGGUCGGGAAGGUGUUUAGUAAAGAGGAACUCACCAAGAUUGGAGACUUGUGUCUCAAGCAUAAUGUGAUUAUCUUGUCGGACGAAGUGUACGAUCGAUUAUACUAUGUGCCCUUUACGCGCAUCGCGAGCUUGUCUCCGGAACUGGCGAAGAUCACGCUCACGGUGGGCUCCGCGGGGAAGAACUUUUACGCGACGGGCUGGCGUGUCGGGUACCUGAUCGGGCCCCCCGAGUUGAUCAAGUAUGUGGCGGCGGCGCAUACGAGGAUAUGUUAUUCAAGCGUGAGUCCGCUGCAAGAGGCGGCGGCGAUCGGGUUCGAGGUGGCGGAUCAAGAGGGGUUUUGGGACCAGGCGGUGACAGAGAUGAAGGGCAAAGUCGAUCGAUUUUGUGAGGUGUUUGAUGAAUUGGGAAUCCCGUAUUCAAUCCCCGAGGGGGGCUAUUUCGUCUUGGCCAACCUGAAGAGAGUCAAGUUGCCUGAUGGGUAUACGUUUCCCGAUCACGUCAAGGAUCGGCCGCGGGAUUUCAAGAUGUCGUGGUUUUUGAUCAUGGAGUUGGGUGUGGCUGCGAUUCCACCGACCGAGUUUUACACGGAUGAAAGGGCACAUCUUGCUGAGGAUUGGAUGAGGUUUGCCGUGUGUAAGAAUGAUGAUGUGUUGGAACAGGCCAAGGAACGGUUGAGAGGGUUGAAGAAGUAUAUGGUUUGA
Messenger RNA from Exophiala spinifera, 1269 nucleotides. RefSeq lists its product as uncharacterized. The record is from RefSeq and is a predicted model, not a curated record. The transcript is spliced from 2 exons. Gene Ontology annotation, molecular function: pyridoxal phosphate binding; L-kynurenine:2-oxoglutarate transaminase activity. Gene Ontology annotation, cellular component: mitochondrion; cytoplasm. The coding region runs from base 1 to 1269 and encodes 422 amino acids. Gene Ontology annotation, biological process: biosynthetic process. Lineage: Eukaryota; Fungi; Ascomycota; Eurotiomycetes; Chaetothyriales; Herpotrichiellaceae.